UCAAAAACGUAGCAGGAGCCCAAUCUAGAUAAUACGUAAAUAAGCAAUACACGCUACAUGUGGAUGUCAUUUUACUUUACUGUCAUACUCCGUUUCUUUGCUACCUUCCUUUUUAUGCAACGAUGAGCACCUCGCGUCGCUCCUCCAAGUCAACAAGAUCCACAGUCACAACACGUUCUAAUCGUCCUCCUACUUGGCGCGCAACAAGCUUAAUCUCUGGCACCGCCCCUGGACCGCCCUUAAUAGUAUCAAAGAAUUCUUCUGCUCCAGAAGUGUCGAUAGUUACUGCUGAGCCAGAAACUGUAAUAAACUCUGUGUCAGAAUCAGCAGCUUCUCAGCUUGCGCCUACCAUUUCCAAGAGGACCAGGAUGGUCAAGUCGAACAGUACAGAUGGCAGACUCAGAGCGGAGCGGAAGAAUAGCACCAGGACUCGAUUAAAGGACGUAUUUCCAAGUGAAGACUUAGGAAAAGGGGAUAUCAAUGCCGGAGAAACAACCUUAAUCCCAUCAAGUAGUAUGGUUGAUACAGACCAGGGCGUGGCGUUCCCUUCGCCUCCUUCGCCCGAACGCACGGGUUCCACGCCUCUUGCGUCUACCAGUGCAGAUACAACUUCUAUAACUAAUGCUCCUGUUCAGUCAGAGCCUGGGCCUGAACCCUCAUCGUCCUCUUCUCCAAGCCGAGGAUCCUGGCUUGGCUCAUUUGGUCGUUCUAAGGGCAAGGAGAAGGCAGUGGGUGUUACUGCCAACAAUACAUCGUCCAAUUCAGUGGCGGACACACCCAGACCAGCUUCGAAACCCCUUGCUGCGUUCCCUAGUACAGAUGAAGGGGUCAACAACGCUGAGGAUCUCAGCUCCGCUAUAGAGGCGCUGGGAUCUACGCAACCUUAUGCUUUUGAGACGAUACGCGCUGAUAUACAAGUGCCCAGAGUCGAACUGCCUUCACUUACGGAGGAUUCUUCGAGAACUGUUCGCGCUUCCGAAGGACCAAAACAUUCUUGGUUCAAUCCUUUCGCACCUUAUCCCUCACGUCCUCAAAACACCAGUGCACAACCACCUCCAUCUCAGCCAUCUUCCUCCCCCGUAUCAUCAUCUACUUCACCAAGCUCACUACGAAAGACAUCUUCAUCUUAUGUGGGAUCGAUAGACGACGAAGUCCCCGGGCCGGUUCGAACUCCUGCACAUUCUGAUGACGAAGAUGGGCAAGAAGCGCAACAAGAAGUGAAUCAUUUGUCCAGUACUUUAGCGCCUUCCGGUGUCAGCGCAGCAGUCGCUCAAUGCGAAUUGCCGCCUGUCGACAAUGCAUCGCAAUCCUUUCAACCUCGUGAGAGACUAGAUUCCUUGAAUUCGCUCAAUCCGUCCACUAGUCGAUUCAGCAUUAGCAUUCCACUUCUUGGUCGGCCCAAAAUGCGCUUGGAAGAUGCCGUGAAACGAGGGAAGGAGAUUGGUGAUAAGGCAGUCAAAGAGACUCCCCAAAAAGAUGCUGCUGUGUCUUCCAUUACAGCUACUCCUUCAAUCUCUAAUCCAUCUCCUCCAUUGAAUCCACUCACAAUGACAGAAACCACAGCUGCGACAUUGGCAACCGCUGAAGCAGGUCGAGCUGAUUUCGCUACCAAUGAAGUGGCCGUGACCAUUCCUUCACCAAGCCAACCCAUAUCACAAGAAAUUGCAAAUAAUGCUUGUCCUCCAUCGUCGUCUACCUCACAGAGUGUAAAUGAAUAUAAUGAGCCUAUACGGACUGAUCUGUCCUCCGGGCCUCCGCUCGAUAUAGCGGAUGCCCCGGCGCAAUCAUGGUGGAGCUAUAUGGGAUGGAGUUCUUCUCAAUCUAAUGUCACUCGCAUGGAGAUCCUUGACUCUGAAUUGCGGACCGAAAGUCAUGAAGACCCCACGCCAAACUUGAACAUAACUCAAGCUCAGCCCGAUCCUCUUCCCGAACGUUGCGCUUCUGCUCCCCCAGUCAUGGAACCUUCCAAUGGUAAUCCAGAACCUCCAGAAGCCGAAACAAAUUCUCCUUCGAAUCCCCAAUCGACAUCGACUGCACAACCUCAAACAGAAACCCAAGCCUACGUGAAGGCCCCAUCGAUAUUCUCUCUCGAUGUCGCUCGCGCUGCUGGGUCAUGGUUCAAUCCGUGGGCGUGGUAUGGUUAUGGUGUUGUUGAACCUUCGUCAUCGGACACAGUCGGAUCUGUCGCUCUCAAUGGUGUGCCUGAGGAAAGCGAGCGUGUAUCAGAUGAUGGUAAUGGAAAUAGAGGCAGUAUAGAUGACAAGGCGAACAUGACGGAGAUGACGGAGUCGGAAAAAAUUAAAGAGGCCGCUCUUGCAAGAGAUAGACCAUCAGGCGCUUCAUCUUCCAUUGCAUCUGCGACGACUCAAGAAGACAAUACUUCUACAGGUCAAAUUGAUUCACCAACAGUAGGUUUAGAAAGGGAAUCUCAAGAAACUCCCCCAAGUGUAAAUCCCAUCAACCCUAUUGCCGAUUCUGCUUCAUAUAUGGCGUCUGGAUGGGCUUCAUUCUUUUCACUGAGCAGAGGUAGAGGCCUAAUUACAAAGAAUCUAAGUGACACUGUCCCGGAAAUAGAAGGGUUGAAAGAUGAAGUAAAGAGGGACGAAAAUGGGAUGGAGAUAAUGGAAUUGACUGAUGAUGAGGCUGGCAGUGUGCACGUAAAUUUGCAGGAACCAGAGCGGGAGUUAGAGAAGGCUGUCACAAAGGUGCCUGCAAGUAGUGCGCUUAUUCUUAUGCGAGCGCUAGCAGGUCAUGACUUGAAGCAGCAGAAAACAAUUGAGGCGCCGAAGGACGAGAAAAGCCAAUUAGAGCAGGAUACCACCAACACGAACAGCAACUCUCCUCGUAUCCCGCCCUCUCCUAGUAAUUCUUCGAAGUAUAAUGCCGGUGCUCUUGGUGCCGAUUCUGUUUCUAGCUCCCCCACGAAAGUCCUCAGUUCAAGGCCCGGAAGAGCCUCGUCUGUGAGCACAACGCAAACAAGCACGAGCUCGGUUGGCACUAAACCUGCACCGCCGUUGACAAUCUCCGACGAGCUCAAAGCUUCGGUCGUUGCUGCAAAGAAGGGAAAACGAGCUGGUGUAUCACCUGCUGGUUCGUCUUCCUUACCCAAAGAUGGGUUUUCAACACCUUCAGGAACAGAUGGUCCCAAGAAAGAGAAAGAAAAGGAGAAAUCGAAAGCCGUUGUCAAGUCUGGUGCUAACACACCUGCCCCUCCGCCUCCGCCUCCAAACCUCGUGCUCCCAGCAUGGGAGGAUACGUUCCUAACUCCUCCGCGUAACUGGGUUCCGGAACAAUAUCUUCCAACCACCAAUAACGCUACAGGAGGUUUGGGGACUACGAUUGGAAAAACGAUGCGAUACAUGAGUGGUAUGCUCUUAGGUGCAGAUAGUGGCUAUACCUCUGGUGGAGAGAGUAGUCGACUUGGAGCAGGCGCAAGCGCAACCAAACGACGUUCACGUAGAGGAAGUUCGAGGCGGAGGAGCAUAUCAGGAGAAAAUGCAAUACCUGGCGGAAAUGGUGUGGGAAGUGAGGCUGAGUUGAUUGCGAGAGAGCGGGAAAAGCUGCGGGAGCUAUUAAACUGGGGACACAACUUGCCGAGGGCUUGGGAAGUUAUUGAAAAGGCCAUUGAAACCCGAAGAAAGUCUGUAUUGGAGAAGAAAGGGAAGGCAAAGGCUACGACUGAGCAGGAGGGAUCUCACAGAGAUGUGACGAGAGGCUGUAAGAAUGUAGUGAUCAUCGGAAUUCAUGGAUGGUUCCCUGGUGCAGUCAUGCGGUCAAUGCUUGGAGAGCCCACCGGAACUAGUACUAAGUUCGUCAACAUGAUGGAGCAGGCACUUGCAGAAUUUCAAUCAACCCACGGAUUGAAGUUCGACAAGGUCACCAAGAUACCUCUCGAGGGUGAAGGAACAAUUGAUCGAAGGGUUGAAAAGCUCUACGAAAACCUAAUGUCCAAUCGAUCGUGGGUGGAUGUCAUUCACAAUGCAGAUGUAAUCUUCGUCGCCACACAUUCGCAGGGUUCAGUUGUUUCAACGCAUCUAAUUGACCGCCUCAUUCGUGACCGCCACAUAAGGACAGCUAAGAAUGCAGCAUCAGAGCCUAUCUCAGAUCUAGGAAUCAAUAUGGUCCCUCUAUCCCCUCAGAGAGUUUGCUGUCUUUGCCUUUGUGGUAUCCAUUUGGGUCCUCUACGGUAUCUCAGUUCGAGUUCUCUUUUGCAACCAUAUAUCCAGUACUUCGAAUCUGCUGCUGCACGAGAACUCUUCGAAUUUCAGAAUACCGAAAGUGAUGUUUCCAAGGCAUAUGUUCAAGCACUGCGAAAUGUGCUUCACAAUGAGAUUAAGAUGGUUUAUGUCGCCUCCUUGAAUGAUCAAGUUGUUCCGAUAUACUCUGGCUUGUUCACUUCUGCCUGUCAUCCGUUGAUCCUGCGAGCUCUUUACAUUGAUGGCGACGCUUACCACUCUUCGGAUUUUUUGACAAAUUUACUUGUUCUACUACUUCGCGUCUUAAACUGUGGCUUAUCAGAUAGUGGGCUGCUGGCUCAUCUGUCCGAAGCAACGGCCGGCUCUUUGAGUGGAAUUGGACAUUCCACAGCUUACGAAGAAUUAUCCACAUUUUCACUGGCGGUGGAUUACCUUUUCCUCACUAACAAUGGCUUCGAGGAUCAUCCAGAGCUCACUGUAGAGUAUUUCAACGCAUCCAACGAAAUGAACGACUACGAGAUUCCGUGGGCUCUUCGCGAUUUAAUUGCAGACGAGAAAGUGACUCAUCAUUUCUCAAGAGAGAUAACACAACUUCGUGAUGCUUUUCGCGAGUGGCAUCCCAAAACGACUAUUCUACGAGAUAUCAAACGUAAAUUACAACCAAUACAAAGGCUGCCUACUACCUCCGCCCCAGGUACAGCAAAUAAUACGAGCAAGCUUUAGGGGAUUCUAUGUUACUUGGCGAUCUAAUCUGGUUAUGCUUUUUUGCUCAUUGUUGCGUCUUUCGGAUUUCAUGCUCCGCGCGAACGAGCUUACCACAUUGUACAGUAUCAAAUCUCAAUGUAUUUUACAA
This is a messenger RNA of Lentinula edodes (shiitake mushroom), 5049 nucleotides long. RefSeq lists its product as uncharacterized. Bases 123 to 4919 code for a protein of 1598 amino acids. Lineage: Eukaryota; Fungi; Basidiomycota; Agaricomycetes; Agaricales; Omphalotaceae. The transcript has 13 exons. The record is from RefSeq and is a predicted model, not a curated record.